AUGCUAUUCUCCUUCACCGCGCGCAUAGUUAGCGCACUCGCUGCCUUUAUCUACCCGGGCUAUGCUUCCUACAAGACACUCAGCCAGCGCCCCGCCUCUGAAGCUGAGCUUGAGCGCUGGCUCAUGUACUGGUCCGUCCUAGGCUGCAUCGUCGGUGUCGAGUACAUCGCAGAGUGGCUCGUCUCCUGGAUCCCAUUCUACACCUCCCUCAAAGCCCUCUUCCUUCUCUACCUCGCCCUCCCACAAACCCAAGGAUCGACUUACAUCUACCACACCCAUCUACGCCCCUUCCUAUCUACACACGAGCGCACGAUUGACAGCGCGAUCGCCGAGGUGCGCGGGAGGGUGUACCGCUUCGUGCAGGAGCGUGCGCAGGCGCUGUGGGCAGCCGUCGUCGCGAGUCUUGCUGGAGGCGCCGCUGGUGCCCCUGGCUCUGACGCAGGUGCAGGUGUGACCCCGCCUACGCAGCAUGGGCACGGACAGCAGCCUGCCCCCGCAGGCCCGACGCAGCUCCUCUCCUCCCUCUGGACAUCCUACGGUCCCGGGAUCCUUGCAGGCGGCGCCGCACUCCUUCGACAAACCGCUACCGCUACACUUCCCUCCUCUUCCUCCCCUGCCUCUCACACCACCUCAAAACCCACAACAACAGCAGUAGCAACGGACCCCGCGGAGCGCCGCCGCCAACUAGAAGCCGAGCUCGCCGCGCUCUCCUCCUUACCCGCAGCACCCACCGAGCGCCCCUCCUCCUUCGCCUCCUCUUCUUCUUCCGCAUCUAUCAACUCUGCGCAUGGCGCGGGGAGGUUUGAAGAGAUUCGAGGAGGGGAGGUUGAGGGGUAUGAGGUUGAUGACGAAGAUGAUGAUGGGGAGAUCCGGAAGGCGGGUGGGGGGUGGUUCUCGGGCUGGGGCGCGGGUACAGCGUCUGGGAAGGGGGGUUAUGAGCGGGUGAAGAGUGAUUAG
Messenger RNA from Psilocybe cubensis, 957 nucleotides. RefSeq lists its product as uncharacterized. The record is from RefSeq and is a predicted model, not a curated record. The transcript has 3 exons. NCBI's taxonomy places the organism in Eukaryota, Fungi, Basidiomycota, Agaricomycetes, Agaricales, Agrocybaceae. The coding region runs from base 1 to 957 and encodes 318 amino acids.